This is a messenger RNA of Nicotiana tabacum (common tobacco), 1440 nucleotides long. Its product is annotated as epoxide hydrolase 1-like. Lineage: Eukaryota; Viridiplantae; Streptophyta; Magnoliopsida; Solanales; Solanaceae. The record is from RefSeq and is a predicted model, not a curated record. Gene Ontology annotation, molecular function: catalytic activity.
UUAAAAAGCAGCUAAACUCUAAGCGAGAUUGUCAAAACACAAGUACAUUUUCAAGGAGAGUGAUAGAAAGAGCGAGAUGGAGGAAAUGAAGGAGAUUCAACACAAGUUAUUGAGAGUGAAUGGGAUAAACAUGCACAUAGCUGAAAUGGGCCAAGGCCCAAUAGUUCUAUUCCUUCACGGCUUCCCGGAACUAUGGUACUCGUGGCGCUACCAAAUGCCGUUCAUGGCGGGCCAUGGCUACCGGGCGGUAGCCCCGGACCUACGCGGGUUCGGAGACACCACCGGAGCACUCAAUGAUGACUUCACCAAGUUCACCACUCUCCAUGUUGUUGGUGACAUUGUGGAACUUCUUAAUAUCCUUUCCCCUGACCAAGAGAAAGUGUUUGUAGUGGGCCAUGAUUGGGGAGCUAUGAUUGCUUGGGCUUUGUGUUUGUAUAGGCCCGAUAAGGUCAAGGCCCUUGUUAACAUGAGUGUUCCUUUCACUCCACGAAACCCAAUUGUUAGGCCCAUUGCUCGUCUACGUGCUACUUAUGGAGAUGAGUACUAUAUUAUCAGAUUCCAGGAACCUGGAGAAAUAGAAGAAGAAUUUGCUCAAAUAGGGACCAAGACAGUUUUGGAGAAGCUAUUGACUAAUCGAAACCCUGAACCACUGAAGUUGCCUAAAGGAAAGCCAUUUGAUAAAAGUCCAGUCAAAUUACCCCCUUGGCUGACUGAAAAAGAAGUUGAUUACUAUGCUACCAAAUAUGAGCAGACUGGCUUCACUGGUGGAUUGAAUUAUUACAGAGCUCUUGAUCUAAACUGGGAACUGACAGCACCAUGGACUGGGGCUAAAAUAAAAGUACCAGUGAAGUUCAUAGUAGGAGAUUUGGACAUAACUUACAAUGCAGCAGGAGUCGAGGAUUAUAUACACAAGGGUGGAUUAAAGAAAGAUGUACCCUUGCUAGAAGAUGUGGUUAUCUUGAAAGGGGUGGCUCAUUUUCUUCAACAAGAAAAGCCUGAUGAAGUUAACAAACACAUCCAUGCCUUCUUACAGGGAUUUUCUUCCUCUGAUUAAAGGUUCUGCACUUUAAAAUUUCUUUGGAGCUCCACAAGAAGUUAGAUCAACCAGAAAAUGGAGUUGCACAAGCAUCAUUUCCAUACGCUAAAAUAAUUCUUAUACCUAUUUCAUCCAUUUCCAAAUAUCUGUAAACCUUAAAAAAAUUGGUUUCCAUUCAGAAGUUCUUUUCUUUUCAGCCAGGAAUUGAAGGGUAGGAAUAGAAAGAAACAUUAUAGAUAUUACUUUGAGUGAUAUGUGAUAUUAACACCAAGGCAAAGACACUAAACUUGAGACUGAGAGAAGAGAGAUAAUGAGAAAGCUAUAUUGUUGAUUAAGACUGCUAUAAUCAGGUCCUCUUAUACAACUAGCAGCUGAGUACUAAUAAACCUUAAUCAAAAUGAACU